Molecule: messenger RNA, 1673 nt
Organism: Spirodela intermedia
Lineage: Eukaryota; Viridiplantae; Streptophyta; Magnoliopsida; Alismatales; Araceae
Source: the annotation of a GenBank genome assembly
AUGGAGAGAGGAGGACAUCAAGUCGUUGGGGCCCGAGACGGUGAGGUCAAACAACUCGAAGAUUGCUCUGUCUCAAAGUGAGUUCUCUCUGUCUGUGCUUUAGUUCGAACCUGAAUCUCUUUCUCUGUCUCUAGUGUGAUGUCUGGCGCCGCGCCUAGGUUUUCUUGAUUUUCCCUUGUUGGAAUAUUCUUGGAAGUGAACCUAUUAAUUAUGGUUUUUCAUUGGCGUCUGAUGAUAGCGUGAGUAAUCUUAAUUUCUGUUUAUAAUCCGCUACACAUUGAAUGCAUCGUCAUAUCAAUCUUUUUACUUGACUCUAGUUUUCGUGGGCUGUCAAGGAUACAAGAAAAGUGUUUCGCUCAGCUUUGCUUUGGAAAGAAAAAGCUGAAGGAAUUGCCAAAUUUACUGACUUAUAUAGUUUCUAUUCUAGUUCUGAAGCUUAAGCAAUUUUCACCAUAUCAUCCACGCAUUAUUUUAGCGACCACAUUCAGGGAGGAGAUCUUAAUCCAGCAGACAUGAUUAGUUUAUAAGGUAUGUGACGAAAUAUUGGCUUCGAGCUACCCACAUUCUAACGUGAGCAAAUCUGGUGCUAAAUCUUCAAGCUAUCCACAUUCCAACAGCUGAAAAUUUUUAGUAUUUCAUGUUCGAAUUGCGGAAUUUCGCUACCACUUGACACCACAUCAUCUUUACAUCUUCUUUUCCCUGAAAAUGAAUUGAGGCUUUGUGAGAGAGUUUCAGAAGAAUAUGGGAAAUCGACCAUUAUUGUGGAGGAAGUGAUUGGCAAGAAAAGACAAGUACUCGAUAAACCAAGGGAAGACACAAGAAAAAUAAGCAAUGACGAACUUACCUUUUCGUGAUCUAUCCUUAAUCAUCACCAAUAGGGAAUAUCUAAAAGAAGUAAAAAUGGGAUUUAAUAUAAAAUAUCAUAUCUAGCCAUGAUCUCUGCCUGUCAAGGGGUUAGAAAGAACAGCUUAGAUUUUCGUCAUUAUUUUUUAAAUAAAAUUCUUUUAUUUCAAGACAAACCCAACUAUCCCUGAUUAUAUUUCUACGAAUUCAAUUUUUUUGUUCUAGGAAGUGGAAACAGAUCGAAGCUAAAGGAAUAUCAGCUUUCGCACUAUGGAAAUUCCGUCCUAAUCAAUCACUCUGACCUCUCUUUAUUAACACUUCUAUGCUACAAUCAUCAAAGAAAUCCCUUAAAUAUAUGCUCAAAUGGCUACUUUUCUCUCAUGCUUUGUAAUAUUUUGAGCAUUUGUUACAGUUGCGCCCUCUGGUCAUCUUUCCCCUUUUAACACUCUUGUUCAUCAUUGACUCGACCUUCAUCCAGUGGCUUAUUGUCUGCUUCUCCUCCCUUCAUUGAAGACUGUAUAUAAUCCUGAUCUCUUUCUUUCAUUUUCUCUGAUGAGUAUGCAAAGAAGAUGAGGAAGAUCUUUUUCCUAUUUAUGUGCAGUGCUCUCGGUACCUGGGUGUUCUCAGUGGCAGGCGCUCUGAUCGCUAUACCAGUAGGCAUAAAGAGGAAGUCUUUGGCACCAUUAGUCUUCUUUGGUACGACUGGCACAAUGCUCGAUAUCAUAAUGGGAAUCAGCCAGUGUGAGAGAGAACAUGCGGAGAGACAGAUGAAACUCUUGGAAGCACAGAACCUCCCAGCAAUUGAUGCAUCACUAGAAAACGAAACCUGA